Oldenlandia corymbosa var. corymbosa is the source of this 1909-nucleotide messenger RNA. Lineage: Eukaryota; Viridiplantae; Streptophyta; Magnoliopsida; Gentianales; Rubiaceae. The record is from the annotation of a GenBank genome assembly.
AUCAAUGAAGGAAGUGUAUUAGUUGGCCGGGGACCAGCCCGGAUUCAAACAACAGUCAUUUUGCCAUGGUCCUGAUGUUGUGGAAUAUCUUAAAUAUCUUUUCUAGAAUUCCAUGACCUAAAGGUAACACUGAAAGUCAACAUAAAAAAUGACCUAAAACAUGAAAAAAUAAGCUCGGAAAUAAAGUUGAAAAAUGAAAUUACCAGCACUAGCACCACACAAAAAAAAAAAGGAAGAAAGAAAAAAAAACACACCAAUAUGAUAAUUCUUAUGUGACCACAUGAAGGAAAUAUCCAAAGUAACAUUAGAACGUCCAAACUCUUCCAAUACGGCUAUAAAUAGCUUCAAAGACAAACCGAGACAUUGACUGGUAUAGCAGAAACAAACUGACUACAAUUGGGAAUAAUUUACUCACACCAUUUCUCUAUUUAUACCAAAUAUACUACUAUAGCAGUAUACCCCAAUCCGCUUUCUCUCAACAACCACCCAUCAAAUUUCUUAUCAAUUCAAUAAACUUUGAAACAAAAGAAAAAAAAAAGAAAAAAAAAGUAAACCUUAUUAUUCACGAAACUAUUGUGGAAUAAAAUAAACAAGAAGCAGAGCAGCAGCAGAAUCAUGGUUCACAGUCUUCUGGAAGCACUGAACGUGCGGGUUGUGGGCUCAGGGGAGAAAAUUCUGGUAUUAGCCCAUGGAUUCGGGACUGAUCAGUCUGCUUGGCAGAGGAUUCUGCCCUUUUUCUUGAGGGAUUAUCGGGUCAUCCUGUACGACCUGGUUUGUGCCGGAAGUGUCAACCCGGAUUACUUCGAUUUCCGGCGGUACACCACCCUGGAUGCCUACGUUGAUGAUCUGCUCCAUAUCCUUGAUGCCCUCGGGGUUGAUCGGUGCGCUUAUGUGGGCCACUCUGUUUCCGCCAUGAUUGGGAUUUUGGCUGCAAUUCGCCGCCCUGAACUGUUCACCAAGCUCAUUCUUAUUGGUGCUUCUCCAAGGUUCCUGAAUGAUCAAGACUAUCAUGGCGGUUUUGAGCAAGCAGAAAUUGAGAAAGUAUUCUCAGCAAUGGAAGCCAAUUACGAAGCUUGGGUCAAAGGGUUUGCUCCGUUGGCCGUGGGAGCCGACGUUCCGGCGGCUGUCCGGGAAUUCAGCCGGACUCUGUUCAACAUGAGGCCGGACAUAUCCCUUUUCGUGUCAAGACAAGUUUUCAACAGUGACUUAAGAGGCGUCCUCGGACUAGUUAAAGUCCCAUGUUGUAUAAUCCAAACCGCAAAGGAUGUCUCGGUUCCGACAUCGGUGGCGACUUACUUGAAGAACCACCUCGGUGGUCGGAGCACCGUCCAGAUGCUGAACAUAGAAGGCCAUCUUCCCCACCUAAGUGCCCCAGCCUUAUUGGCUCACGAACUCCGGCGAGCUUUAUCUCGGUGAUUUGGAUAAGGUGGCCCCGCCGGGUGUCGCCGCCGUGGGCUAGGCUAAGUCCCCCCACUUCUCAGGCGGUGGGGCUUUUUAAGUGAAUAAUAAUAAGUGGACUGGAUCAGGUGUGGGUGACACUUGGCAAAUAAUUGUGGACAUGAGUGAUUUGUGUAAUUUCCGAAUUUUCCUUUUUUUUUUUUUGGUAAUUGGGGGUAUAUUCAUGGUUUUGUAAUUUUGUUUUUGAUUUUCUUUCUUAUCCUUCUAGAUUCUGACUAAAAAUUUGAGAAGGAAAGGAAGUGGGGAAAGGAGGAUAAGAAAUCGCCACAUGGAAUUCACGUGACUGACGUGCUUGUUUUUAGUUUGUCGUUGGCUUUUAUUUUGGUGCUUUCUAUGAUUUAAUCCAACAACUCUCUAACGUUUUCUUGUUUUUUUCUUGCAAAAUUGUUUGGUACCGCCCAAAAAAAUGAUUAUAAUUAUUGGUACGAUAUGGUAUUACGGAUUGCAUGUU